AUGUCUUCACACGCCACAGCCCUCUCUUCCUCAUCAAAGCCUGAAGGCCAGGUGGCGGUCGCGCGAGCCAAGUACACCCGCCGCCGGGCCCGCGGAUGGGAAACGACCAAGCUCUUCCUGCGGUCCCUCUCGCUGACGCUCUUCCUCGGCAUCUUCAUCACAAACAUGACCUACCUCCCCAUUGGCAACACAAGUUCGGCGCUCGACGAGAUCUGGCCGUGGAUGACCAUAGCGGCGGCGGGGCCGGCGCUGCUCUGGGACGUCGCUGACCUCCUGACGCUCUGGGUGCGACGGGGCCGCGCCAUCGCGCCCAAGGCGCAGAUUGGCAUCGAGCUCGUGCUCACGCUGGGGGCGGGCGUCGGGGUCGGGCCUCGUCGGGUGGCAGCUCACCAUGACGGCGGCCGGGCGCUGGGCCAGGCCGUCUUCGUCGUGGCCAAGCCCAACGUCGGCUUUGGGCGGCUGGCCGUGGGCGGCGGACGCGACCGCAGCGCGACGGCCGACAGCACGAAGCAGACGGCGGCGUCGGUGACGUCGGGCACGGCGAGGGACACGGACAGCUUCGCCGGCACGGAGGCGCAGACGGACGUGACGUCCAUGACGACGCUCGUGCCGGGCCCCAGCCAGGCGGCGAGCAUCACGGCGCGACAGAGACCGCUCAUGAGGCCGCCGCCCGAGGGGUACGAGCCGGACGAGGCCGAGAUGGAGAGGCGGCGGCGGGGCGAUGCGCAGCCGCAGUUCAUGGUGGCCGAGGUCGUGGACAUGAAGUUCUCGUCCAACGUUGUCGUGAACCCCAAGGAGGGCAAAUUCCUCGUCGAAUCGUCACGGUCCCCCGGCGUUGCGGGCGAGUCAUCACGGUCACAGUUGAGGUCGGCGCCGAUGGGCGAGACGAGAGCGGACAGGCCGCGGUCUUGGGGCUGA
Verticillium alfalfae VaMs.102 is the source of this 918-nucleotide messenger RNA. RefSeq lists its product with no specific name. NCBI's taxonomy places the organism in Eukaryota, Fungi, Ascomycota, Sordariomycetes, Glomerellales, Plectosphaerellaceae. The record is from RefSeq and is a predicted model, not a curated record. The transcript is spliced from 2 exons. Bases 1 to 918 code for a protein of 305 amino acids.